CGUCACGAUUUGUGUUGGUGCCAUGACGCAAAACAAGGAAGACUUAACAUGGCGGAGGGCAAUGUUCACAAUGGCUAAACAUUCACACAGAGGUGGUUUCUUACUAAAUACAUGGAUAACCGGACAAGAUCAAUGUGGAGACAUAAGGAUAAGCUUCUAGAGUAUCCUUAGUUGUGACAAUGGGCGGGAAACAGAGCACGAGUGCGCCCCGCGUGCGGACUUUCUCUGGAAGUGCACCAGGCACGAGUGGCACAGGUGCAGAAAUGACAUUAGGUGCAACCUCUUCUGCGAGUGCACGUUUAAGGGCCCGGAGCCUGGGGAGUUUCGGGCCCGGUCCGGGGACAAUGACAAUACCCAGUUCUAACGGUAACACGCGGGGAGCUGGCUCUCCCGACUCCGAUUCUAGCUCACCCGAGGAAGGUCCUACGUUUGCGGGACGAACUGUCCCCCAUUCAUUACCCCUUCAUUUGUUUGCACUUCACGGAAUCAAAUGCCCAGUAUGUUCCAAGUUUAUACCGCCUGAUGACAUAGAAUGUCACCUUGUCAUCUGUCUCACAAAGCCUCGCAUCAGUUACAACGAGGAUGUACUGACAGAGGACAAGGGUGAAUGUGUGAUAUGUCUGGACGACCUGGAGAAGGGCGACACUAUUGCUCGGCUACCAUGUCUAUGUAUAUACCAUAAAGGAUGCAUCGAUAAGUGGUUUGAGAAGAACAGAUCUUGUCCAGAACACCCGGCAGACUAACACAAGGGAGGGGGGGCAUAUAGUUCACACAUCAUCAUUUCAUCAUCAUAUGGUUAUUUUAUUGGGCUUUCAAUGGACUUUAGAAACACAUAACUUAUGUUUUUGUAUAUUUUUUCUUUCUUUUGUGUUUUUGUGUCUGAACUUGAUGCACAUACUUGCUGUGCAGUUUACUGUGAGGUAGAAUGAUAUACCUAUUGUUGACUGAGGAAAAUCAUUGACUAUCUGUCCAGUCAAACAUCAUCGCCAUUUACUAUAUAUCUUAUCACCCUAUAUUAAACUAUAUAUGUACCGAAAGCUUCAUUGUUGUAGUGAGCUCAUCCAAUUUGACUAUCUUCUCAGGAUCAAUCACAAGCAUUUUGAUUUGCACUCUUUUUAGUUUGAAAAAAUGCAUUAUUGGAUCUUAAAUAUACGGGGCUGUGGAAAGUGCCCAGGAAGGGAGAUAACUCUGAGGCUUCAGAUUCUGAAGAGGAGGAUGGAGAUGAUACAGAAAGAGGAUCAUUGGACCUCAGCCUUGGCUAAAAGAAUACCUGCUCAAACAUUCUGUGUCUGUUUGUUUACUCAUCCUUGCUGUAGGUGUGGUAGUGGUAUACCUUUUACUGGUGGACACAUUUGUACGUGGCGUAAUGAAAAUGUUCGCCAUUCAUGUAGGCCUGCAGAUUAGAUCAGUGCUGAUGCAGUAGAAAAGAUAUUUUACAGAAAAAAGAGAAUGUGAAAUUUUAAUGUUUUCAUUAAUCUGAGUGUAAAGUCUGUCUUUUCUCCUAGACAGAAUUUGGCAUGAAAGGAAUGCUUUAUUAUUAAUUUAAAAAAAACAACAAAAAAACAGGUAAUUUUAAUAGGUGAAUAUCAAUAUUUCACAAAGCAAAUAACGGUAAGGCUGCAUGUAAACAUUCAACAGUGAUUCAGAGUUGGAUCAAGGACAGUACAAGUGUAUUUGGUUGUUAACCCAUGUAGACCCUGAUUGUAAUGUCGGCCUGUCUAGUCAGUUAAAGUGGACCAGUUGGAUGUCCACCACAGGUAUACAUAGCACUGCGGCCCAGCACAACCACUUGUAUUGAGGUGAACUUAUUGAAUUAAAGGGAGCUAACUGUAGAUUUUUUCGUGAUUACAAAUCUGGUCAGAUACACUGAAUUUGAUCAAGUGAAAAUGUUGAUUUUAAUCUGAUUGAUCUGGUUUGGUUUGUGCUGUAUAUGCUACAGAAAAUCAUUUGUUUAUAAAAAAAAAGGAAAUCUGCAUGAAAUCGGAAGUAUUUUUUUUUCAGAUGGAAGUUUUGUUACUUAGGUAACUGAAAACCAAACAAAUUCUCAUAGUAUGACUAAAAUUUCUUGAUGUCUGUGUAGUCGGUUAUAGCUGGCAGACUGCAGAAGAAAUAAAAUGUUGACAUUAUAUGUCUUUAUAUUCUUACCUGAAAUGGGUUUUUUUUAGUUUGUUGGUUUUCUGCAAUUAUACCAUUCACACAUUAUCAUUGUUUUUCACGACAUACAAAACUGACAAGGUGUUACGUACUUGUGAUAGUUGACAUAAUGUA
Molecule: messenger RNA, 2268 nt
Organism: Mizuhopecten yessoensis (Yesso scallop)
Lineage: Eukaryota; Metazoa; Mollusca; Bivalvia; Pectinida; Pectinidae
Product: E3 ubiquitin-protein ligase ZNRF2-like
Exons: 4
Coding region: 180-743 (187 amino acids)
Source: RefSeq, a predicted model, not a curated record